CCUAGUGACGUUGCGUUGCGUAGUGGUUCCUCGGUAAAUAAACCCGAAGUUCACAGCGAUCAGCUGAUUCGAGCUGUUAGCGGAGGGACUCGAACGAGCAGUGGGCAGGCUUCCCUCCGGUAGCCGCAAUCCUCAAUUUGGCUUUAAUAUCUACGAAGUGGUUAGUAUGCUUGCGGCCUGUGUAGAAGCUGGAGUUGUGGCCGGGUACAGGAAGAGCUGCAGUGUAUGAUCCCUGAGUCACUACCGGCAGCCGGCUCCCGUAGUAAACAAUAGGUGGCUGCGGUAUCUUCCUAUAGGGCCUUGCCUUUGGUCUCCUAGUCCUGCUCACAAGCCUCUUAUUUCGAUCCGUCCUUCUCUCCAGGUUCAGCUCAGUAGUCAGUGGGGGAGUCACUAGUAUUUUUCAUUUGCUACUAGCUCCUGCCGCUGAGCCAAACACUGCCAAUGACAAGGCUUCGAAGCUGUUAUGGUGUUGUGUGUGGUUAAGGUCACUGGAUUUCUAUGUAUAAUAAGGUCCUGAGUAGGGCCUGUCAGCAUUCCAUAUUUUAUCUAUUUGAAGAUUAUCUAUAAAAGUCUCUAUUCAGAGAGAUCACACAAUAGCAGAAAUCGUCUUGGAUCAGCCUCUGCAAUAGAUAUACGUGUUGGUUACAUCGUUUACAGGAAAAUCCUCAGCAGAUCCUGUCUUAUGGAACCCAAUCAUUUCCAUAUACUUUCUUGGUGUUUUUUCAUCUACGCAGAUCUUUUCUGAUUGAAAAUAUCAUCUGCAGUGUCCCCUUCUUAAGCCACCACAUCUUUGGACAUUGUCCCUUUCAGGUCUUUACUUCUUAAAAGUAUAUUUAUUUAGUCUGUAUAUGUACAGCAAGAGCUCACUAUUCACGCCACCCUUGGAUUUUGGCAUAGCAUUAGAUAUCAGAAUUUUGUCCCUCUUCUUUCUUUUGAUCUCCUGUCUAUUGGUACAGCAAACGAGCUCCACUCCAGUGUCUUCCGGAAAAGUCUUGUCUUUCAAUAUUUACAUUACUGCCUUUAUUUAGAUCAACAAAUAACCAUUCUGAAAUAGAGCCCACUAGGUUACAGGAAGAAAACAAUUUGUCAGUGACAUAGACUGACAGAUCAUUUGGCUGCUGUUGCCUAUAUCUGUGUGUCAAGCAUUGAUUUAAGUUGUACUACUUUUUGUGAAAAAUACAAAUUCUUCACUUUACAUGAUCCAUACUUUUUUUUUUUAUAUAUAUAUAUAUAAAAACACAUUUUCCCACCCAUGAGGUUUCCAUUUGUCUUUCCUACCCAAGUUCUUCCAAAUGUGUUAAUUAAGCAAAUGUGCUAAUAAGCACACUUUUAGAAGAGCAUCUUAGUUUAAUUGUUGUUUCUCAUGAAGCACUGAAUAACCUUCAGUACGCAUCAGGAUUCGGAGAGGAGAUAUAUACAUCUCAGGAAGCAAGCAUUCAGUAAACUACUUGUGUAUUUGUAAGUCUUUCUUUGGAGACUUUUAUGUUUGCAUUUUUGUGUUUUUCUUAAUAUUUUAAUCAUGAUGGACUUAUCUGUAGUAUUUUAUUCUGUAUGAAAUAUUUAUUUUUCUACUGAUUUCAAGAAAUGUGCAAGUUGGAAUAGCCAAAUUCAAAUGAUAGAUGCUUCUCUCUACAACCAUUAUACGCCUAUUUUGUGCGCUCAGUUUUGGGAACUGUGAGUAAUGAAUAGUCUGCAUAAAGCUGGCCUUUUUGCACAAUGCUGUAUUUCUAUUUUCUAUAAUCAGUUUAUCAAGAUUUUAAUUACAGCACAGUUUCAAAGUCUUUAGUUGGCUCACUGCCUCUAUUAGUGAUCAAAAAGUGACUUUGCUUCUACUGUAAGGAAAAUGAGUACACAGGGGCCAACCACCGACAAGUGUCUGAUCACUGCACUGAUGUGCCAGGAGAAUUUUGCGUGUGCUGGCAAUGCUGAGGCUGUGUUUGAGUGUGAUGAGUGUAAUACUCUGCAGUGCCAGCAGUGUGAGGGAGAACUGCACAAACAAGAAAGACUUCAGAACCAUGAGAGGACCAGGAUUCCUCCUGGAUUUGUCCCUUAUUGUUCCAGUUGCAAAGGAGGAAAUACAAGCUCCAUGGUGAACAGCACUACGGGCUCCCGGCAGCGGGCAGUUGUUAGAUGUCUUAGCUGUAAGGUUGACCUCUGUGCUGAUUGCCAGAAACGUACCCACUCAGGGGGAAACAAAAGAAAACAUCAGUUUACAGCAUACCCAAUCUUAAAGGGUCCUGAACCACAACAUGGCCCAGAAAUGGAUAAGGAAUCCUUAAGAAAGAAGAUGACUGAGAAAGUCGUCAGUUUCCUUCUAGUUGAUGAGACUGAACAAAUUCAGGUAAAGGAUGAAGAGGAAUUUUUGGAGAAGUUGCACUGUAAGCCAGAUGACUUGUUGAAGGUCAUUUCAAUAUUUGGCAACACGGGAGAUGGCAAAUCUCACACUUUGAAUCACACCUUCUUUUACGGAAGGGAAGUAUUUAAGACUUCUCCUGCCCAGGAAUCCUGCACAAUUGGUGUAUGGGCAGCACUGGACCCAGUCCAUAAAGUGGUUGUAAUCGACACAGAAGGUUUGCUUGGUGCCACAGUUAAUCUUAGUCAGAGGACACGUUUGUUGCUCAAAGUUUUGGCCAUCUCGGAUAUAGUUAUCUACAGAACUCAUGCAGAUCGAUUGCACAAUGAUCUCUUCAAGUUCCUUGGUGAUGCCUCUGAAGCUUACCUGAAAUACUUUACUAAGGAACUGAAAGCCACCACUGCAAGGUGUGGGUUAGAUGUUCCACUAUCAACAUUGGGUCCUGGGGUCAUCAUCUUCCAUGAGACUGUCCACACCAAGCUGUUGGGAUCAGAAAAGACCACUGAAAUACCUGAGAAGGUGAUCCAGGACCGUUUCCGCAGGUUGGGAAGAUUUCCUGAAGCAUUCAGCUCUAUCCAGUACAAAGGCACUCGAACCUACAACCCACCAACGGAUUUCUCAGGAUUGCGCCAUGUCAUUGAACAACAGCUGGAGAACAAUACUACCCGCUCCCCUCGUCAUCCAGGUGUCAUCUAUAAAGCUCUGAAGGCCCUGAGUGACCGCUUUAGUGGUGAGAUCCCCGAUGACCAGAUGACGCACAGCUGUUUUUUUCCAGAUGAAUACUUUACCUGCUCUUCUAUGUGCCUCAGCUGUGGAGCAGGUUGUAAAAACAGCAUGAAUCACUUGAAGGAAGGACUUCGCCAUGAUACCCCGAGCCGGUGCCGGUACUCGCACCAGUAUGACAACAGAGUGUAUACUUGCAAGGCUUGCUAUGAAAGUGGGAAGGAGGUGAAUGUGGUACCCAAAACAUCUGCUUCCACAGACUCUCCCUGGAUGGGCCUUGCUAAGUAUGCCUGGUCUGGAUACGUGAUUGAGUGCCCUUCUUGUGGCGUGAUCUAUCGCAGCCGUCAGUACUGGUUUGGGAACCAAGAUCCAGUGGACACUGUUGUGCGUACAGAGAUACAACACGUCUGGCCUGGAGCAGAUGGAUUCCUAAAGGACAACAACAAUGCAGCUCAGCGUCUCCUGGAUGGAAUGAACUUCAUGGCACAGUCUGUUUCUGAGCUGGGUAUUGGACCUACCAAAGCAGUGACAUCCUGGCUGACUGAUCAGAUUGCCCCAGCCUACUGGAAGCCAAAUUCACAAAUACUGGAAUGUACCAAGUGCAAGAGUUCCUUUAAAGAAAAUGACACUAAGCACCACUGUCGGGCCUGUGGGGAGGGCUUCUGUGACAGUUGCUCUUCCAAGAGCCGUCCAGUGCCUGAGCGAGGUUGGGGACUCUCACCAGUACGUGUCUGUGACAGCUGCUAUGAUCAGAGAGGAACUCCAGUGGCUGUAGCAGUGCAGGCUGCAGAAGAUGAUGAAGGUGGCACACUGAUUGCAAGGAAGGUUGGAGAGGCUGUACAAAACACCUUGGGAGCUGUGGUCAAAACCAUUGACUUCCCUCUAGGUUUGGUGAAAGAUGCUGCAAGGCCUACUUACUGGAUCCCAGACCAUGAAAUAAAACACUGCUACAGCUGCAGGAAGGAAUUCAGCUCCAAGCUCUCUAAACACCACUGCCGGGCAUGUGGCCAGGGAUUCUGUGAUGAGUGUUCAAAUGAGAGGCGGCCAGUACCCUCUCGGGGCUGGGACCAUCCUGUCCGUGUCUGCAUAAACUGCAAUAAAAAACCUGGUGACCUUUAACUUUUUGUUUCCACUCCAGUCCUUCAAAGUUCAGUACGUUCUCAGGGUUAGAAACAAGUGGAACCUCCUUAAUCCUUAGGCUUUGUUUGCCUAUGCAUGUUCUGACCUUUUGACUGUGGCCUGAAUCAUAAUUGUCCCUCAGUCAUGUAUAAAUUACACAAAAUGAAAACUUCAGUAAGAGAAGGCAAGCUUUUUGCACCUUUUCAUAUUGUAAUAAAAUGACCCAAUGAAAUCUCUGUGGGAUCAAGAUCAGAUGAUUUUAUAGGCACCUUGCUGGUCAGAGAUGGUAGGAAGGAAUCAUUUCUGGGACAAUGAAACCUCUGAUACAAUUUAUCAUUUAAAAAACCAACCUCUGCCACUAACAGUAUAUGCACUUUAAUUCACACCUGCAUGCCAGGGCUUAGAAUAAGUUCUUUUUUUUUUUUUAUGUUCUGUACAUUGAUGUUAUCAAAUAUGGAUAUCUUACAUGGGGCAUUUUCCUUUUGACCAAACUAUAGAAAUGCAUGUGUUACUUAAAGGACACUAUAGAUAUAUCUAUAAAAUAUAUAAUGUAAUCUUAGUAAAGAACACACUAUAAGGCCAUAUGGCUGUCCAGUACUUUAUUCUUCAAUCAUAAAAUCUAUUUCAGGCUGAAAUGCACUCAACAGGCGCAUAAUUUAGCCAUUUUCAGGGCUAAUCUCUGCUCCGCUAUUCUCAGUGUAGCUGCACUCGGGCUGAAAUUGUGUCACUAUAAGAUAUGGAAAUCUUUACACAAGACAUCUUCCUUUUUAGUAAACUAUAGAUAUGCAUCUGUUAUAUAAAAUAUAUACUGUAAUUAACAGACACGUUUUUCAGGCCAAUCUCUGCUCUAAGCUUCACUCAGACUGUGCCUGUCAGUGCAGCUAAACUCAGAAGCGUAUAGGAGCAGAUUUGCUUCUCUACACAGGACUACAAAAUUCAGGUGCGGAGAAGGGAUUCAUAGGGUUCACUUGCCCCUAGGGGCAAAGACAGCAAAAGCAUGUAUUUUCAGACUGAUUUCUGCUCAUCUACGCUCGAUGUAGCUGCACACAGGCCAAUGUUGUGCCUGCCAGUGCAGCUAAACCUGGAAGUGUAAAGGACCUGGAUCCACUUGGCUAGAAAACACAGACUGGGAGAUGCAGGUCAUGCACUUCAUGUGCCCUUUCUAUAAGGCAUAGAAACUCCAACUUCAGCUCUCGGAUGCACCACCAGCAGGUGCCAAAGUAGAUUCACAUCCAGAUAGAUAAAAGAAGUUUAUGAAAAAUAUGUUGCCUUUAUUAACUUGCUCACUAACUGGGUUGAGACUUGAAAGCCAUUUAUCCAACUGAAAAAGGACCUCUGACCUCAAAACAUUUUAGUGUUCAAGUUAAAGGAGAAUGAAAACCUCUUAUAGCACCUUGGUUUACAGCAAAGGCCUGGCACCUCCCAUGCUCCCUAACCCCUCCCCCCCCCCCCCACUGAAGGGAUGGUUGGCUGGCAUCUCUCGUUAUUUUACUUCCUUUCUCUGGCAGAAAACAUGCACCGUUAAAGCCAGAACCAGACUGGCUUUAACUGCAGAUCCUCCUGGUUUGAUCGCCACAGACCAGGAAGUCAAGCGGUCAGAAGAAAGUUCACCUUUGUCAUUGGUUCACAGUAAAUAAACAAGUCCAUUGGGUCACCAAAGUGCUGGGCCAAAUUAAAAUAAUCUGAUUGUUUGGCUCCCAGGCCAAUGGUUAAACCAUAAUGUGGGCUAGGGUGAGCCAUCAGGACAGGGUCACAUCAACAUCCCUUGAACAUGGUCCUAGUAUAAUAUAGUUAGAGAUCAGAAUAAAUCACUAAAGUGGGACAGAACCCUCGACAAUUGGAUCCAUAAAUCUGUACUAUUUCAAAUCUUGUGAAAAAAGAAAAAAUGUAUUGGAUAAUAGUCUCACGAUAACCAUAGCUAAUGUUGGUAACAAAAUAAUGUAUAGUAGCAUCUGUGAUCCUAUUAAACUGAUGAAGCUACAAUGUAACGUACCACUUGAAAUAAAGUCAAUAUAUUGAAUUAUAAUAGUAUAACUUUAAUUAAAACCGAACAUUCCUUGUACAGCUCUUGUAAUAAAUGUUCUUCCCCUUCCAUUUAAACAGGUAUUUUUUGUGUUGGGAAAUGUAAAUGAUGUUGGUUUACACUGUGCCAUUUUUAUAAUGAAACCAGUUUACGCA
Messenger RNA from Xenopus tropicalis (tropical clawed frog), 6373 nucleotides. RefSeq names its product zinc finger FYVE-type containing 1 (gene zfyve1). The transcript is spliced from 11 exons. Lineage: Eukaryota; Metazoa; Chordata; Amphibia; Anura; Pipidae. The coding region runs from base 1844 to 4195 and encodes 783 amino acids. Gene Ontology annotation, cellular component: Golgi stack; lipid droplet; endoplasmic reticulum. Gene Ontology annotation, molecular function: metal ion binding. Gene Ontology annotation, biological process: lipid droplet formation. The record is from RefSeq and is a predicted model, not a curated record.